UCCACAACUUCUUCCUUCCUCUCUUGCAUUCUCCAUCUUCUCUCGCUCUUUCAUCACCAUUACCAUGCAGAAGGGCUCCUGCGCCUGCGGCGCCAUCACGUACGAGCUCGAUGACGACAACAAGGCCGCGAUGAUCUGUUACUGCCGCGAUUGCAACAAGACUAGCUCGGGCGGCGCCCUCUUCCUCCGCACCGACAAGGUCAACCUCCGCCUCAAGGGCUCGCCCAAGUUCUGGGCCACGAACGCCACGCAGAGCGGCAAGGAGUCGCGCCGUUACUUCUGCCCCGAGUGUGGCGUGCACCUGUGGGUCGAGGUCGACCAGUGGCCGAGCAUCCUGACUCUGAAGGUUGGGACGCUUGACGAUUACGCCGAUAUCACACUCGCGACGGAAGUUCAUACUCGCAACGCGAUUAAGGCGUUCCAGCCCGUCCAGGACGUCGGCCAGAAGCGUAUCCCGUAGAGGCAGAUGCACAUAGCAUCCGCCAGGUGUGCGCGAAAGCCCAGUACUGUUGGCCUCAGGCCUUGCCAUCGGUCAUCCACACUCACACAAACCAGAUACCUGAGAAUGUUCUGGAGAGGGACUCAAAAUGCAAGUCAUUGUCUCGUCAA
Messenger RNA from Cutaneotrichosporon oleaginosum, 609 nucleotides. RefSeq lists its product as uncharacterized. The record is from RefSeq and is a predicted model, not a curated record. Lineage: Eukaryota; Fungi; Basidiomycota; Tremellomycetes; Trichosporonales; Trichosporonaceae. Gene Ontology annotation, molecular function: carbon-sulfur lyase activity.